Molecule: messenger RNA, 1665 nt
Organism: Penicillium arizonense
Lineage: Eukaryota; Fungi; Ascomycota; Eurotiomycetes; Eurotiales; Aspergillaceae
Exons: 4
Coding region: 1-1665 (554 amino acids)
Biological process (GO): amino acid transmembrane transport
Cellular component (GO): membrane
Molecular function (GO): amino acid transmembrane transporter activity
Source: RefSeq, a predicted model, not a curated record
AUGGCAGAUUUUGGGGGUCUUCCCAAGACAGAGAGCAGGUACACCGUGCAAGAUGUGGAAUAUCAACUACCCCCACAUUCAGGUCCAUCUAGGGCCAUAAUCCCUGACGAUGGACAGAUCGUUACCCAGCAUGAACGCCAAAGCCUGAUUCGGGGCCUGGGCCAGCGCCAUAUUCAGAUGAUUGCCAUUGCGGGUGCAAUUGGAACUGGUCUUUUCCUCGGUCUUGGUGGGUCAAUCGCUACUGGUGGUCCACUAGGUGCCCUGUUAGGCUACAUGUUGGUGGGUAUAGUCGUCUGCUGCAUUCAAUUUGCCCUGGGUGAAGUCGCAGCACUGCUCCCGGUUACUGGAUCCUUUGUCCGACAUGCAGAGGUCCUCGUCGACCCGGCGCUUUCAUUCGCGAUCGGAUGGAACGUUGUGUAUGGAUGCUUUAUCAGUGUUCCGAGUGAAAUUUCCGCCAGUGUAGUCCUGAUCCAGUACUGGACAGACAUCAACGCAGCUGUGUGGGUGACUAUCCUCAUCGUGGUCUCUGUGGUGGUCGCUAUUUCAUUCAUUCGCGUCUAUGGCGAGAUUGAGUUUAUCUUCGCCAUAUUGAAGAUCCUCCUCGUCAUCUUCGUGGUUAUUUUGGGCCUCGUUAUUGACCUUGGUGGUGUGCCCGGUGUUUCGCGAAAGGGAUUCCAUUACUGGAAAGAGCCUGGCCCGUUCGUUGAGUUCAUCGCCCAGGGUUCUUGGGGCCACUUCCUUGGCUUUUGGGCUGUCAUGACCAACGCUGUGUAUUCGUUCGCCGGCGUUGAAUCCCUCGCCAUGGCCGCUGCCGAAACGAAGAAUCCGCGGCAAAACAUCCCAAAGGCCUGUAAGAGGGUCUUUGUUCGUGUAUCCCUUUUCUAUCUCGCUGCCGUGCUCAUUGUGGGCAUGUUGGUUUCCAGUGCGGAUGAUCGUCUUGGUAACGACUCCGGUACCGCGGCAACGAGUCCGUUCGUUAUUGCUGCUGGUGAUGCAGGCAUCAAAGCCAUUCCAUCAGUUGUGAACGCUGUCUGCUUGACAUCUGCGUGGUCUGCUUCCAAUCAGAGUAUCUUGGCGGGAACAAGAACGCUCUAUGGUCUUGCCAUUAAAGGCCAUGCACCUAAGAUCUUCCUGCGGACUAGCAAGUGGGGAGUGCCGUACAUGUGUGUAUUGCUGCAGGUUCUUUUCUCUCUUCUCGCCUACAUGUGCGUCUCGAACGGUGCCAUGAAUGUUUUCUGGUGGUUCGUUGAUUUGACGGCUGCUGGUACCUUGAUCUCAUGGAUCACUAUCGCGCUGAACCAUAUUCGGCUGUUGCAAGCAAUGGACAAGCAGGGCAUUCCUGGUACUGCCUUGCCAUGGCACAAUCGGAUUACUAGAUACACUAGCUGGUUCGCGUUGAUCUCCUGCAUCAUCAUCCUACUGACCGGAGGAUUCGAGGUUUUCACGAAAGGAAACUGGGACCCGGCCUCAUUUGUGUCGUCGUAUCUUGACAUUCCUCUCGUUCUCCUUGCAUACGGGGGUUACAAACUAAUCCGUCGGACCGAGAUUAUACCACUUAGCCAGGUGCCAGUGCAGCUGGCGAUUGAUGAAGCAAACAAUGACCCGGACAAUGUGCCAAUCAAGAAAGACAGUGUGUGGGCAAAGAUGAACAUUCUUUGGGGAUGA